GUUGUGCGUGUUGCCUACGCACGUUAGUCCUUUGCGAGAUCGCGUGCGUGCGUGUACUAGUCGCGUGUACGAAAAUCAAAUAAAAUUGGUGAUUUGUGGACGAUGCUACAACGAUGCAGUCUGUACUAGCUAGAGCUAGUCGCCCUUUUGGUCUACCCCAGUUGAAAAAACGAAAACUGGACGACUCUAGCAUGGCAACCGUUUCUAAAAUUUUUUCAAACUCUCUCGACUCUGACGAAAAAAAGCGCCGAAAACCUGACGAAAUAGAGCCAGCACCAAAAUCUCUGAUUUUACCACAGAAAAAGCGCGUUUUGCCUGCAUCUUCAACCACCAGUCCUCUGAAAAAAUGCCAGAAACUGUUGCCGACAUCGGACGAAAGUGCAGCUGAUGAAACACUAAUUCGGGAAACUGAAGCAGCACUUAAGAAUUUGUCGGGAAGUUGGCCCGGACCUCGAGGAUCUUCGUACCAGAAAAAACAAGACGAGUCACCGGCUUUCGAGAAUUUAUUCGAUGAGAAAAAGAGUGUUAAAUUAUCGCCUUCGUCUUCGAGUAAUGGGAGCAAUGAUGUGUGCUCUUUGAAAGACGUUAUCACAUUACGAGAACCGCAUGAAGAGGAGGAGUUGAAAGGAAGGACUCGAAUUAAGCUGGAGGACGAAGGGAAGAUUAAAAUUAAGCACGAAACAUCACAAUACGAACCGCCUGAUUUUAACGAAUUGGUGGAUGACUCCUCCAAUGAGCUGGAAAUAGACAUGUCGGAAGCGGCUUCCGAGAAAAAUGAUAACAAGAAGGAGAAAAAAGUUGAUUGUGAUGACGGAAAAACAGGCCCUUUACCGGCAGAAGCGACGUUUGUGGGCUAUCCGGUUGCCAGCGAGGAUAAAACUAAAGUGGUCAAGGAUGUGGAAAAAUCUUCAGAGGACGUAAACAAGCAGUAUACAAUUUUACAGCCAGCUGCAGCGGGCUCAAGAGCAGCUAAUGCCCUUCAAGAAGUGGCUAGGGAAGGAGUACCGAGUGUAACAGCCGUCGCCAACGAACCCAAAAUGAUUACGUCAACAGCAGCGCUCUCCCCCAAUAGCAUAGGAAAGGAAGGAAGCAAAUGUCCGACUCCAGGAUGUACGGGUCAAGGUCACGUCACUGGACUCUAUUCUCAUCAUAGAAGUUUGUCCGGAUGUCCACGUAAAGAUAAAGUAACACCAGAAAUCCUGGCCAUGCACGAAACCAUCCUCAAGUGUCCUACUCCGGGCUGCAAUGGGCGAGGUCAUGUUAGCUCCAACCGGAAUUCACACCGAAGUCUUUCCGGUUGUCCCAUUGCCGCGGCGAACAAACAGGCCGCACGUGAACAAAAAUACCAAAGCAAUCUGCACCGUAUCAAAUCGCCCCAUACCUCUGCAUUUGCAGUUUCUGGUGAAUUCGGCCCACAUUCAUCCAGUUCUGAAGACGUAAAACCCAGUUACUUGGUCAGUUAUCAACACUCGGACCAAGAAACGAAAUCAUCGUAUGAACAUUUCUACAGCAAAGCGAACCCAUCUCACAAAUCCGACUUAAUGAAAAUUCCAAAGACCGAAAUCAACCAAAGCAGUUGCUGUUCUGGCCAAACUGAACUUUUAGUACCUAAAUCUGAAAUAAAUGCUAGUACUUGUCGGUCAUCACCGAGGAGUACCUACGAACCUUACAUUAACCAAGAUUCAAAUUCGUCGUCUUUAUCAAGUAUGGAUACUGUCAAUUCGCGCGGACCUCCACACCAAAUUCACCAUUUGAGUCCACAUCAAAGUUCGCAGUCUAACUAUGGCAUAGAGCAUCAGAUACCUCAUCGGUCACCCUACCACCAAAUGUCUGAUGAUAUGUACCAUCGGUCAGAUAGGUCGUAUACGGAUAUAACUGAUUCGAUAGGCGGUACUAUUCCAAGACCAGUGGUUACGUACUCUAAUGAAAUCGUGACACGAUCUUAUGAUUCUUCCGUGGUCAAUUCAGCAAGUCAUAGACCAUAUGAUCCUGGUACUGCUACAGCAUUCGAAAGAUACGAUUCUGCUCAAUGUCUAGCAAUGCAACAGGGUUUAGUACCACCAAGAGUACCACCACAAGGAAUGUAUGGAUAUGCUGCGAUGGAAGAACAACAAGACCAAAGGUACCAAGAGGGAGUUAGUGUUCAACAUCAUCAAAUUGCACCGCAACAAGGGUUACUGAAGACUGAAGCGGGGCAAGAAACGUCGGGACCUCUCUAUCCCAGACCGAUGUAUCAGUACGAUUCAUCGGGCGGUCCACCACUGCCUCUCGGCUUCUCUGCGAUCAACUUGUCGGUAAAAUGUGUAACAACAGCUCAAGCCCAAAUAAAAGGUCCUCAUACGUCCCCUGGUGGAACAGUUAUCGACCUUUCGACAUCGAGCGUUACAACAACGAGCCCUCAGGUGGCCUACAGUUCACCACAUUAUGGUGGUCAGCGAGUGAGUGGUAGUCCACAAGCGGCCGCAAGUCCACAUCUUUCAGCUAGCCCUCAAGUUCCUAGUCCACAAGGUCAAACUUUAGAUCUUAGCGUCAGCAGAUUGUCCCACAGCAGUAAUACAAGUCCUCAGUACCAAAAUGGUCAUGGCGAUAGUGUUCCUGUACAAGGUUUUGUGGGUCCUCGUGACGAACAAACGGAACCUGUCGACUUUUCAACAGCAAAUGAACCUGUUAAUUUUAGUGGAGUACGACCUGUUGCAACAUUUGCUGGAACGGUACUCACACCUGGAUCGGGAUACAGCCGCGAAUCAACUCCAGAUAGUGGGGGAUCACAUUAUAUGGACGCUUACAGAGAUUCCGCAGGGUAUGGUCCCAUGAGUCCGCACCCUGGCUAUGGUAUGACUUCCGUUGGUAGUGACUACAGUUCAAACCCAUACACGCCUUACCCCACCAGUGGGUAUUCUUGCGCGGGGGGAUACCCAGGUACAGUGACAACAGGGUAUCCCGCACCUCCAGGCGCUUAUUCUCCUGGUCCUUGUUAUUCAAUGCCACCACCACAGCACACAAUCUCCCAACAUGAGAAACCAACAAAUAAAGACAGCAGUUCGCGUCGACCUAUCUACAACGGAGUACGUCCCUGUGCUAAGGGCAGGGACGGUAAGGAGCUGAUUCAGUGCCCGACAAUUAACUGUGAUGGCAUGGGACACGUGUCUGGCAACUACGCCACCCACAGAAGUUUGUCUGGGUGUCCAAGGGCCGACCGAAGUCAAAUUCAAGCACAUUCUCAGGAAUUGAAAUGCCCUACUCCAGGAUGUGACGGUUCCGGACAUGUCACUGGAAACUACUCUUCACACAGGAGUCUUUCGGGAUGUCCGAGAGCAAACAAACCGAAAAGUAAACCGCGAGAUGGACAAGACAGCGAACCUCUAAGAUGUCCCAUCCCGGGUUGUGAUGGUUCUGGACAUGCGACUGGAAAAUUUUUGUCGCACCGAAGUGCAUCUGGCUGUCCCAUUGCAAAUCGCAACAAAAUGCGAGUUCUGGAAAGUGGCGGAUCAGUGGAACAGCAUAAAGCAGCAGUGGCUGCAGCAACUGCAAUGAAAUUUGAAGGAGUCAAUUGUCCCACUCCUGGUUGUGAUGGUACAGGACACAUAAAUGGUUCUUUUUUAACCCAUCGUUCUUUGAGCGGCUGUCCUGUGGCAGGCCAGUCAAUUAAAAAAGCAAAAUUUCCCGAAGAAAUGCCUUUUUACACGAAAGGAUACACAGGUUUGGAGCAGCCUAACAACGGUGAAGAUCUGAUGACUUUGGAGGCCGAAAUCACAGAACUCCAAAGAGAAAAUGCAAGAGUUGAGUCACAAAUGAUUAAACUCAAAUCUGAUAUCAAUGCUAUGGAAAGUCAUCUAAGUCACGGCGAAAAGGAAACUCAAGCACUCACUCAGCGCUCCAACAAUCUAAAUGAAUACUACGAAAGCUUGAGAAACAACGUCAUAACAUUGUUAGAACACGUCCGAUUGCCUGGCGGUGCUCCAACGCCUGAAAAAAUUGGUCAAGAAAAUUUCGACUCAUACUUGACCAAGCUACAAACACUCUGCACACCCUCUGAAGGAUACUGUAGUGAUGAAAAUAGACCACUUUAUGAAACUGUCAAGUGUGCAUUACAAGAUUUUACGGUCCUUCCAACGCCUAUUUAAGUGUAUGAUGUGAGUGUUGAAGUUAAAUCAUUUGUACGUAAUUAACUAAGUAUAAAUUGUGAUUUAAUGUAAAUAACGUUCAUUUGUAUAGAUAUUGGAUUACCACUUAGGAUAAUUAAGUACGUAACUAUGCUGUAUAUUUUUGACUGUACAUAUUAACAAAAUACGAAGACGAACCUUAAAUGUAUAAACGUUCAUUAAUUUAUCUCAUUUUAUUUGAUCCACCUUCUCGUCUGCAUUGUUUGUCAGUAAAAGUACUACAAUUAUUGUAGUUACCUACGUAUUAGAAGUUUUUACUUUAAUAAGUGGCAGAAGAAUAUGUAGACCCUUGUCAUUGCCAUAUUUUUAGAUCUGUGAUUUUGUAAUUAAGUGAAUUGAUUUUGUCUAGACUCCAGUGUUAUUUGUAAUAGUAUAAGUAUAAUAUAAUGUGCAAUACGCAGUAAAAAACUCGAUGAAAUGCAAGUUUUUUACUACCUACUCUCAACUCGUUAUUAUCCAAGCCAAGUUUCUUGUUUUGUUAUUAUUUUUUUUAUUACUCAAAGUUUUUUACUGUGCUGUUUACUACUAAAUUGUUGUGUAAUGUGUAAAUAAAAUAAAUGAGCAUAGCCACUCUUAUCAUUAAAUAUUAUUUGUUCACACCAAAUGUCUAUGUUAACAUAAAUACAUGUGUUGUUAUUUAUUACAAAUAAACUCUAAAAGAACCAA
Tribolium castaneum (red flour beetle) is the source of this 4829-nucleotide messenger RNA. RefSeq lists its product as uncharacterized. Gene Ontology annotation, cellular component: nucleus. The transcript is spliced from 17 exons. NCBI's taxonomy places the organism in Eukaryota, Metazoa, Arthropoda, Insecta, Coleoptera, Tenebrionidae. Gene Ontology annotation, biological process: regulation of transcription by RNA polymerase II. The record is from RefSeq and is a predicted model, not a curated record. Gene Ontology annotation, molecular function: zinc ion binding; DNA-binding transcription factor activity, RNA polymerase II-specific; RNA polymerase II cis-regulatory region sequence-specific DNA binding. Bases 114 to 4124 code for a protein of 1336 amino acids.